CCGGGCAGCGCGGGCCGCCGGGCCCCGGGGAGAAGCGGAGCCGAGAGGAGCGGGGGACACGGGCGGGGCCGCCGCAGCUCCGGAUGGGACCAGCGCCCUGGCCCGUUAGUCCAGGCAGGAGCUUCGGGGGAAGCCGUCACUGGGAGAGUCACCCCUGCCUUUCCCUCCCCUCUGGCCCAGGCCUCGCUUCGCUCCCUGCCUGCUCAUGUCCCAGUCCUUCCGCGGCCGGCGCCCUCCCUCCUCAGCCCGGGGCUCCCGCUUUUCGCAGCUUUUUGCCCUCCCGGCGGCCGGGUCUGCUGUGAGGUGCCCCCAGGCGGUUCUUUGUACCAACCUCCCCCAAGUCCUUGUCCCAUCUCAGGCUCAGAUCCCUCCCCUUCGAGGCUUGGGAUUGUCAGGCCAUUUCACCCCUCACUGUCCUCAUCCCGGUCGCAGGCCCCCUUGGUCCCUCCCUCCUUUUUGCCACCCUAUCCUUAAGUCUUUGGUCCUUGCUGCAGACUGAUAGCCCACUCCUUCCCAACCCAGGCUUUCCCCAAUCCCCUUCUUGCGUGGUCUCGAGCACUUUCUGUAUCCCGGCCCAACUAAGCCUGGCCCUACUUCUUCUCUUCCUGGCCCUGUGUCCCCAGGCUUCAGGCUGGGUGGUGCUUGUGCCUGCCCAGUAGGCCAGAGCGGCCCCUGGUUCGGGGGCCGUGGGUCAGCUGCUUUACCCCCAUGGCACUGCCAUCACUGCUGCUGGUGGUGGCAGCCUUGGCAGGUGGGGUGCGUCCUCCGGGGGCGCGGAACCUGACGCUGGCGGUGGUGCUGCCAGAACACAACCUGAGCUAUGCCUGGGCCUGGCCGCGGGUGGGUCCUGCUGUGGCACUGGCUGUGGAGGCGCUGGGCCGGGCACUGCCCGUGGACCUGCGGUUUGUCAGCUCCGAACUAGACGGCGCCUGUUCUGAGUACCUGGCACCACUUCGCGCCGUGGAUCUCAAGCUGUACCAUGACCCCGAUCUUCUGUUGGGCCCUGGUUGUGUGUACCCUGCUGCCUCUGUGGCUCGCUUUGCCUCACACUGGCACCUCCCCCUCCUGACUGCGGGUGCAGUGGCCUCUGGUUUUGCAGCUAAGAAUGAGCAUUACCGUACCCUGGUUCGCACUGGCCCCUCUGCUCCCAAGCUGGGUGAGUUUGUAGUGACAUUACACGGGCACUUCAAUUGGACUUCUCGGGCUGCCUUGCUGUAUCUGGAUGCUCGCACAGAUGACCGGCCCCACUACUUCACCAUCGAGGGCGUCUUUGAGGCCCUGCAGGGCAGCAACCUCAGUGUGCAGCACCAGGUGUAUGCCCGAGAGCCAGGUGGCCCUGAGCAAGCCACCCACUUCAUCAGAACCAACGGGCGCAUUGUGUAUAUCUGCGGCCCUGUGGAGAUGUUGCAUGAGAUCCUGCUUCAGGCCCAGAGGGAGAACCUGACCAAUGGGGACUAUGUCUUCUUUUACCUUGAUGUCUUUGGAGAGAGUCUCCGAGCAGGCCCCACACGUGCCGCAGGCCGGCCAUGGCAGGACAAUCGGACCCAGGACCAGGCCCAGGCCCUCAGAGAGGCCUUUCAGACUGUAUUGGUGAUCACAUACCGAGAACCCCCAAAUCCAGAGUAUCAGGAAUUUCAGAACCGCUUGCUGAUCAGAGCCCGGGAAGACUUUGGCGUGGAGCUGGCCCCAUCCCUGAUGAACCUCAUCGCGGGCUGUUUCUAUGACGGGGUCCUGCUCUAUGCCCAAGUCCUGAAUGAGACAAUACAGGAAGGAGGCACCCGGGAAGACGGGCUUCGGAUUGUGGAGAAGAUGCAAGGGCGAAGAUACCACGGUGUAACUGGACUGGUUGUUAUGGACAAGAACAAUGACCGAGAGACUGAUUUUGUCCUGUGGGCCAUGGGAGACUUGGAUUCGGGGGACUUUCAGCCAGCAGCCCACUACUCAGGAGCCGAGAAGCAGAUCUGGUGGACAGGCCGGCCUAUUCCCUGGGUGAAGGGGGCCCCACCUUUGGACAAUCCCCCCUGUGCCUUUGAUGCGGAGGACCCAUCCUGUGAUAAAACCCCCCUUUCCACUCUGGCAAUUGUGGCCCUGGGCACGGGAAUCACCUUCAUCAUGUUUGGCGUUUCCAGCUUCCUGAUCUUCCGAAAACUGAUGCUGGAGAAGGAGCUGGCUAGCAUGCUGUGGCGCAUCCGCUGGGAGGAACUACAGUUCGGCAACUCGGAUCGUUAUCAUAAAGGUGCAGGCAGUCGUCUGACACUGUCGCUGCGGGGAUCCAGUUACGGCUCGCUCAUGACAGCCCAUGGGAAAUACCAGAUCUUUGCCAACACCGGUCACUUCAAGGGAAAUGUUGUCGCCAUCAAACAUGUGAACAAGAAGCGCAUCGAGCUGACCCGGCAAGUUCUGUUUGAACUCAAACAUAUGAGAGAUGUUCAGUUCAACCAUCUUACUCGGUUCAUUGGCGCCUGCAUAGACCCUCCCAACAUUUGCAUCGUCACUGAAUACUGUCCUCGUGGGAGUUUACAAGAUAUUCUGGAAAACGACAGCAUCAAUUUGGACUGGAUGUUUCGCUAUUCGCUCAUUAAUGAUCUCGUGAAGGGUAUGGCCUUUCUCCACAACAGCAUUAUUUCAUCCCACGGAAGUCUCAAGUCCUCCAACUGUGUGGUGGACAGUCGUUUUGUGCUCAAGAUAACAGAUUAUGGUCUGGCUAGCUUCCGAUCGACUGCCGAACCUGACGACAGCCAUGCUCUCUAUGCCAAGAAGCUAUGGACUGCCCCCGAACUGCUUAGUGGGAACCCUUUGCCAACCACGGGCAUGCAGAAGGCAGACGUCUACAGCUUUGCAAUCAUUCUACAGGAAAUAGCACUUCGCAGUGGUCCUUUCUACUUGGAAGGCCUGGAUCUCAGUCCCAAAGAGAUUGUCCAGAAGGUGCGAAACGGCCAGAGGCCAUAUUUCCGGCCAAGCAUUGAUCGGACGCAACUGAACGAAGAGUUAGUUUUGCUGAUGGAGAGAUGCUGGGCCCAGGACCCGGCAGAACGUCCAGACUUCGGGCAAAUCAAAGGCUUCAUUCACCGGUUUAACAAGGAGGGUGGCACCAGCAUACUGGACAACCUCUUGCUGCGAAUGGAGCAGUACGCCAACAACCUGGAAAAGCUGGUGGAGGAGCGCACACAGGCAUAUCUAGAGGAGAAACGCAAGGCCGAAGCUCUGCUCUACCAAAUCCUACCCCAUUCUGUGGCCGAGCAGUUAAAACGGGGAGAGACAGUCCAGGCGGAGGCCUUUGACAGUGUUACCAUCUACUUCAGUGACAUUGUGGGCUUCACAGCACUGUCAGCUGAGAGCACGCCCAUGCAGGUGGUGACACUCCUUAAUGACCUUUAUACCUGCUUUGAUGCCAUAAUCGACAACUUUGAUGUCUACAAGGUGGAAACCAUUGGGGAUGCCUACAUGGUGGUAUCUGGCCUUCCAGGCCGAAAUGGUCAGCGGCAUGCACCAGAGAUUGCACGAAUGGCCCUAGCAUUACUAGAUGCAGUCUCUUCCUUCCGCAUCCGUCACCGACCCCAUGACCAGCUGAGGUUACGCAUCGGCGUCCAUACUGGGCCAGUCUGUGCUGGGGUUGUUGGCCUGAAGAUGCCCCGGUACUGCCUUUUUGGAGACACAGUAAACACUGCUUCUAGAAUGGAGUCCAAUGGUCAAGCUCUAAAGAUUCAUGUUUCCUCAACCACCAAGGAUGCCCUGGACGAGCUAGGAUGCUUUCAGCUAGAGCUCCGUGGGGAUGUGGAGAUGAAGGGAAAAGGAAAAAUGAGAACUUAUUGGCUCUUAGGAGAGCGAAAAGGACCUCCUGGACUCCUGUAAACCCCAAGCCAGACAAUCUCCUGCUGCUGGUACUUGGAUGGGCAAUGGACGCCGUCUCUCUACACAA
Acomys russatus (golden spiny mouse) is the source of this 3919-nucleotide messenger RNA. RefSeq names its product natriuretic peptide receptor 2 (gene Npr2). Gene Ontology annotation, cellular component: membrane. The coding region runs from base 709 to 3852 and encodes 1047 amino acids. The record is from RefSeq and is a predicted model, not a curated record. NCBI's taxonomy places the organism in Eukaryota, Metazoa, Chordata, Mammalia, Rodentia, Muridae. Gene Ontology annotation, molecular function: peptide hormone binding; ATP binding; natriuretic peptide receptor activity. The transcript has 22 exons. Gene Ontology annotation, biological process: protein phosphorylation; cGMP biosynthetic process; intracellular signal transduction.